This is a messenger RNA of Magnolia sinica, 2355 nucleotides long. RefSeq names its product homeobox-leucine zipper protein HOX32-like. Gene Ontology annotation, molecular function: DNA-binding transcription factor activity. The record is from RefSeq and is a predicted model, not a curated record. The coding region runs from base 1357 to 1650 and encodes 97 amino acids. The transcript is spliced from 3 exons. Lineage: Eukaryota; Viridiplantae; Streptophyta; Magnoliopsida; Magnoliales; Magnoliaceae.
CAGACCUAAAUAGAAAUGGCACCUCCAAGGGGCAGUGCAGCAGCAGCUGCAAGCUUGCGUAGGAGGGCUGGCGGGGGUGGGACAACAGCAGGGGCGAGUGUCAACACCAUGCUCCAGUUCUACACGGAUGACACUGCGGGCCGCAAGAUGACACCCAACACCGUCCUCAUCAUGAGCAUCGGGUUCAUAGCAUUUGUCGCCAUUCUCCAUGUCUUUGGUAAGCUCAACUUUGUUCCGAGAUCUUAGGUGGGUCUCAACAUCAAAAUUCAUUGUAGGCGUAGUGACUUUCUCAUUUUGAGUAUGUGAGGAACUCUGAUUUUGUGUUAUGCUUAGUCUGAAAUCAUUUGUUAGCUUGAACUUUCACCAGAAAGAACAAAGAAACACAGAUUAUAAUCUAGUGAGUUUUGUUAAUUCUUAUUACCUUUAAAAAAAAAAAAACUGUGGUGGGAACAAGUCAGUAGCAGUUCUGUUGAAAGAAUGGCGAUGGCACCUUAAAGUUUCCUGGUGGGCUACCUGCAUACCAAAAUUGGAUGGUUAAAAAGUUAGCAAACUGUCCACGUUCAUCGCUACAGGAUUGACCCACCUGAUUCAUGGACUGGCCUGAUUUUGGGUACAAUAGCUCAUGUACCCAAGUGGAGCCUGUCUAAUAAAUGGCCCGAAUUCAUUUUAGGCCUAUCACAUUGGAGUAUGUGACCUGCGGUAUCCAGGUGUGUGAAUCUGCAUGUUUCAUCAACAAAUUACAAAGAUCAGGAUCCCCCUUGUGGCUAGGUGCAACGGCCAACGGGACAAAUCUAAACUGGGAAUCCCUGAUGGUUGAAACCAUCAGAUCUCAUCCCCCCUCCCAAGAGGAAAGCUGUUCUGGAGAGGGAUUCAUGGAAGUUCCUCAAGUUGCAAACCCUUCUCUUACCUGUGGAUGAUGUCCGAAAAUUAUGGUGAUUGAAUGAUUCUGUCCAUUGGGUGAUUACCAGUUUGGCCGCCAACUAUGGGGAUUUGUUCAUUUUUAGCUCAGUUGUGGAACACGUUUGCUUGAUUGUCUACAUGACCGUCUCAUUGAAACCUUUGGUUUUGAUCCCAAUACACAGAGAAAUGGAUGGUUGGUGAUGCAUGGGAAUCGGAAUGACAGAAAGUGGUUAGAUACAGCCGCCUACCAUAAGUGGGACCCUCCUUCUGAAUGUUCCAGAUGGUGGAUCAUUGUCCCAUUUCCAAAUUUUAGAAGGUGUCAGACUGUCAACUGAUUAGGCUCUGCAUUCUCACCCACCUGAAUGAGGUGAACAGGCUGAUUUUUGGGCCAGGUCAAGCAGACCCUCAGGCCCCUCCUGAUGCAUGGCUUAGGUCACAUGACAAUUGACAACCCACAUGGAUUUUGAAGAUGGUCUUGGUUUUUGCAGGUGCUGCGAGAAGCGGAGGAAAGAGGCUUCUAGACUUCAGACUGUUAACAGGAAACUGACAGCUAUGAACAAGCUGUUGAUGGAGGUAAAUGAUCACCUGCAGAAACAGGUCUCACAGCUGGUUUAUGAGAACGGGUACAUGCGGCAGCAACUGCAAAAUGCUUCUGUAGCCACUACAGACACAAGUUGCGAGUCUGUGGUUACCACUCCUACAAAGGGUUCUGCUAAGAUGACAGAGCCUUCUAAGGUUAUUCAUGUCUGAAACAUUGGCCAUGAAAUAUCUGAGGUAUUUCAAACCAUCUCUUUUUAUUUUGAGCAUCGAAACUCUAAUUGCAAUUUGUCUUCAUAGUUGUUGCCUUUGCACCUGUUUCUGUUUUUCAGAGUGAUCUGCUUCAGCUAGUGCAUCCUUUUGGAGUUGUCACUAAGCUUGUAUGUUACGUGCCAAAAAUCAGGUUUUCUUUCUGGGGUCCUGGUUGUUUGGAACUCUAUAGUUAUUACAUGCAUGCUUAUGCUCCUAGACUGCCUGCAUUUAGUUGUUUGAUCUAUAUCUGCCAACCUGUCAGGCUCUUCUCCAGAUGCAAGACAUGGCUUCUGCCGUCAAUGCAACCGGUUUUAGGUACUCAGUCCCCACUGGACCUAAAUGUACUGGGUUUUUAUGUAGGUGUUUCAUUUGUAUGUUGCUUGAGCCAUUCUAGGUAACUAGUCCUAAAUGGACCAUAAAAAAUAGAUGGAAGAUUUUUCAAUCCAAAUUUCAGGCUGGAGAUAUUUGUUGAACUGCCUAAUGCAAGUGCUGAGGUCCUGGCCUCUGUUUGAACAGGUACGAUCAUGGGAGCAGCAGCCUCAACUGUCUAUUACAAUCUUAAGCCAAGGCAUCCAACUCUAGAUAGGCCCGUCAUAGACUAUGACUUGGCAUUGCUUUUCCGACCAAUUCUUAUGCUUGGAAUCAGUGUUGGAGUCACUUUCAAUG